UCAUGCGGGAUCGCCAUUGGUAAGCACGUGUAUACUAUUUCACCACACAUGCACAUGAUGCCUAUAAUAUGUUGACGGUGCUACUGUUUGAGCGAGCGCAGCUACAUAUACACAUAUUUUGUAAUGUUCAUACUUUGACCAUUCGACCAGGUUCAAUUUAAAUAAUAUGUAGGCCCUAUUUGCCAAAUACUCGGUACAGUAAUGAAAUUAGGCAACAGAAACGGCCUACACUGUUUUUGCCUGGAGUUUUAUAUUGAAUAAUUAUUUAAGUCCUGUAUCAGGUUCUUGCUACAUUAAGAUCACUCCAAACUACCCAGCAUGAACAUUUUACAAACAUUUUAUGAAUGUGAUUGAAAUAUUUUUACAGAGUACGUGAAUGAUUUUUAAUUUUACAGGACAUUCGGUCUGGUAAGCAGUCUAGCAUUACCAGACCAGCGAUUUUUUUCUACCCACCGGUACCGAUUCGAUUGGGAAAAAAUAGCGUCAAAAUCGAACAAAUUGGGAAUUUUCUACCAAUGUAUCGACAAAUGAUUUCAACUAAAAGAACAAAACAAGAAUGAAAUAUGCCCGGCCGUAUUCCAGUAAAGCGAAGCAAAACCUACACAACUCCCCGACGUCCCUUUGAGAAGGAACGUUUGGACCAGGAGUUGAAACUGAUUGGAGAGUUUGGUCUCAGAAACAAACGAGAAGUAUGGCGUGUCAAAUACACACUGGGAAAAGUGCGUAAGGCUGCUAGAGAGUUGCUUACCCUUGAUGAGAAAGAUCCAAGAAGGCUUUUUGAAGGUAAUGCCUUGCUGAGAAGACUUGUGAGGAUUGGUGUGUUGGAAGAGGGCAAAAUGAAACUUGAUUAUGUGUUGGGUUUGAAAUUGGAAGACUUCUUGGUGAGAAGGUUACAGACACAGGUCUUCAGAUUGGGACUGGCCAAGAGUAUCCAUCACGCCCGAGUCCUUAUUAGACAGAGACACAUAAGAGUAAGGAAGCAAGUGGUGAACAUCCCAUCUUUUAUUGUGCGACUCGACUCUCAGAAACACAUUGAAUUUUCUCUUAAAUCACCAUAUGGUGGUGGACGUCCAGGUACAGUAAACACGUGUAUAAUAUUAAAGAACUUUCAGGGCACCCCCAAAUGGUGGAUGCCCUAUACUAAAGUAAUCGCUCAAGUUUUCUGAUACAGUAUAGUUUAGGAAGAGCAGAAAGGGAUACCCCAAAAUUGCAAUUCAACAAUCCCAGAGUUUUGACUAGGGUGGGUCUAAAAAGGUCAUAAUAGUGUUAAUAUUAUAUUAUAAAGUCUUUCAUCUGUGUGGGCAUUUUCAGGGGCUUUUAUGUUUUAUGAACACAUCUUGUUGAUGCUGCAAAUAGAUAUUGAAAUUUAUUAUCGUUAUACAUUGAAUAGCUUAAUUACAUGCAAUACAAAAUAUUACAAAGCACACAACACAAAUUAAUAUAUUUGAAUUAUUCUCCAUAUAUACACAUACAUUCAAAUACAUACAAACAUGUUCAUAUUAUUUUUUACAAUAUGAAUAUAGAGAAAGAUUUGAAAAGUCUCUAUAUUAUAAAUAUAGCGGUCCCUUUCUGGCUUAUUGUUCUAGUCUGUAUUGGUGCAUUUUAUGGUGGUUUUGAUUUCAGGAAGUAUUGAAUUUCGCAUCAAAUAUUAUAGAUUUUAAAAAUCAUUCUUAAAAGCACAGAAAAUUAAGGUAUAUUAUUAUACAGAAACUAAAUUUUGAUGAUUCUUAUAGUUGAUUGUCAAUAUAAACUAAUUUAAGAAAGACAACUCUUGAUGGAUUACUGAUCUAUACAUUAUGGUCAGAUUUGCUCCCCAUAAUCAAUUCAAAAAGGGUGUUGGUGUUGAAAGCAUUUAUCCAAUUUUAUCUGAAAUUGAACCAACUCUUUAAAGUCCAAUAGUGCAGCAAUUGGGAGUUCCUUCAGCAGUCUGUUUUAACAAAAUACAUUUAAUGAGAUGUAAUAAUAAAUAUACUGGUUUUUUUUUAGGUCGUGUUAAGAGGAAAAAUGCCAAGAAGGGAACUACGGAAGAAGAGGAAGAUUAGAAUGUACAUUAUUCUGACAAUAAACUGUCACCUCUUC
Molecule: messenger RNA, 2079 nt
Organism: Ostrea edulis (European flat oyster)
Lineage: Eukaryota; Metazoa; Mollusca; Bivalvia; Ostreida; Ostreidae
Product: 40S ribosomal protein S9
Exons: 4
Coding region: 564-1166 (200 amino acids)
Biological process (GO): translation; positive regulation of translational fidelity
Cellular component (GO): cytosolic small ribosomal subunit
Molecular function (GO): rRNA binding; structural constituent of ribosome
Source: RefSeq, a predicted model, not a curated record